Bipolaris maydis ATCC 48331 is the source of this 459-nucleotide messenger RNA. RefSeq names its product amidase signature domain-containing protein. NCBI's taxonomy places the organism in Eukaryota, Fungi, Ascomycota, Dothideomycetes, Pleosporales, Pleosporaceae. The record is from RefSeq and is a predicted model, not a curated record.
AUGCAACCGUGGCAAGAGACAGCUCUAGCUAAGAAGCAAGGCGAGUUGGAUAAGAUACCAAAAGAAUGGCGACUGUCCAAGGACACGCUUGUGGAAGCAAAAACGCGCAAAGUCAUCGCCGGAUCCUUUAUUGAAAGUCUGCUAGAUGAGAAAACACUCAGCAUCACUCGCAUGGAUCCUACGGAGAUCGUCGAGAGUACAGGUAAUGGGUCAAUGCCUGCAUACGAUGUCGUUGAAGCGUUCUGCAAGAGAGCCGCCUAUGGACAUCAAAUGAGUCUCAACCUCCUCGAAGUGGGCUUUAGCGUAGCUCUUGAACGAGCUCGAGAGCUCGAUGCUUAUUACAAGCAACAUGGCAAACCUGUUGGUCCUUUGCAUGGUCUACCCAUCACCCUCAAAGACCACUUUCAUGUCAAGGGAAUGGAAACAUGUUUUGCUUACGUUGGGUGGGUGGGCACCUUC